Sphaeroforma arctica JP610 is the source of this 2345-nucleotide messenger RNA. RefSeq lists its product as hypothetical. Lineage: Eukaryota; Ichthyosporea; Ichthyophonida. The transcript has 10 exons. Gene Ontology annotation, biological process: actin cytoskeleton organization. Gene Ontology annotation, molecular function: small GTPase binding; actin binding. The record is from RefSeq and is a predicted model, not a curated record. Bases 21 to 2345 code for a protein of 774 amino acids.
CGCAUACGGUAAACUUUAGCAUGUCAAACGCAGCUGAACUCGAUACAUUACCAGCGGUAGACAUACCCACAAAAACCACAGAGGUACCAAUCAUAGAGGGUGAACUUAUGAACAAUACGGCUUCAAUGGAAGCCUCCGGUGUUAUGGGUGACGAUAUAGACCAGCAAUUCACUACCCUAGAGACUAUUCGAGACGUAGACGAUAGUAGGAAUGCUGAACAAGAAACUAUCACUACAGACACAGACACUAAGCCUACCGAGAGCAUUGAAUCAAUAGAUGAGUAUGCAAGCGCCCACUCAAUCGACGAGUACGCGAGUGCUAACUCGGUGUUGGACCGAGGUGAUUUUUCUCAGCACACAGAUACAGCAGACAGCGGAGACGCUAUAGCUAGGGAUCGUAUAGUGCAUGCGGAUAAUCUGGCUGGUGCUGCGACAAUUGCAGAAGAAACGGAGGUGAGUGAGACAAGUGCAGUGCAUAGUGUUACGGAUGAGCAAGUACAUCAAGAUGUUACGGAUAACGAUGAAUCAGCUGGUGGUGGUGUUACAAUCAUACAAGAUAAUGCCAGCGAGGUUGGUGCGACCGGGAGUGCUGAUUGUAGUCAGCGUACUGAUGGGACAGAUAAGACUAGUGAAAUAGAUACAGCAGAUGAUGUAAAAGAUGUAAAAGAAGACACAAACGUAACUAAUGCAGUCAGUGGUGAUGUUGUGAGUGUACCACAUGGUAGCAAUAAGGGCGAUACGCCCGGUGAUGCUGAUGAGAAGGAUACUGAAAGCAUCGUUGUUGAUGUGAAGGAUAGUAUGCCGGAUGCGGAGGCUGGCGUAGGUGAUAGUGAGAGUGUAGAGACUCAAGGAUCAACGGUGAACGACAUAUCUGAAGUCGCUGAGGAGAAAGAUGGGCAGCGGGUGGCCCACAAGACUGAGACUGAAAGUGUUAAAGUGAACUGUAAAAGGAAGGAGGAAGGUGAAGGUAACAGUACAAGUAAGGGGGAUGAGGUGAAGACAGGCGUUGUAGCGAAAGUGACAAACGACCGGCCUAGUGCCAUGGGGUUGAAGGGAAAGGAUGACAAGAAGAGCAAGAAGAAAGACAAGAAAAAGGCCGCGAAGGAGGAAAAAGAAAAGAUUGAUAAGAGCCAGAAGAAAUCACCUGGAAGUUUCCGCCGUUUUGUGAGGAAAUUAAGUCAAGAGAAGCUCAAAUUAGCCACACCCUCAGGCUCAAGCGGCAAUUCGCCAACCACCACGAAAAUCAACGCAUCAACAGCGGGUGUGACGUCAACGCCAACAUGGGCGGAGCAGCAGCUCAAAGGUACCCAAGGCAUGGCAGACAUGUUUGCCAACCGCAUGAGACAGAGUCCCAGUAUUAACAAUCCAAGCGGGCUGCACAAAGAAGCACGGGAACUAAAACAGCAAAAGUCGAAGAAGGAUGUUACUAAGGAAGCCGCAUUGGAUCUACAAGACAAUGAUCAGGAGAACCGUGAAUUGGACAUACAAUUCCAGCGCGUGCUGAGGGAAAUGAAGGUCAAACCAGCAGAACGAGACGCCAAGUAUGCCAACAUGGGGCAGGUCCAGAAGUACAAGAUGAUUGUCGACUACCGUGCGAAGAAAGGCUGGGGUGACGAGUCCGCGAGGGCGUAUGUAGCGGCUUUGGACAAACACAAUGACAGGCACAUGCUUGAGUUGGAUCUCAGCGAUGUGAUGCUUGAUCUGGGCGCUAUCACGGUGCACCUGCGCAACAAACCCGCCUCGUGGAUCAUGGACUUCCGUAAGUGCAAAGGCCUGGAGGCUCUCACAGCCGUUAUCAUUAAACUGUACCACAUCAUGUCCCAAAACAUCGGUGAACUGGACUCGGUGGUGAUUGCUGAGACUAUGCACCAGGCGGUGAGGAGUGUCAGCAUGUACAUGCGCAUUCCCGAAAGCUUUGACGAUGCCGCACGCAAUACUAACCUGCUUAAGACAAUCACCAAACUGUUAGCGGAGGAUGCCAUCUCCGACCGUCUGUGCGCUGAUGUGUUGGAGUUUCUGGCGGUGGUCUCGUUGAGUGGAGAGACAGGUCAUGCCCACGCACUUGACGCUCUGCAGUUCUUGAAGCUAGUGGACAAGGAGCAGUUCAGGUUUCAGUACGUCAUCAAACUGCUGCUCAAAGACAGUCCGGAACUUAGGGUGGCGUGCAUGCAGAUGAUUAACUCAGUCACCAACGCACCGCACCUGACAGUGGACCAUCGAGUGCACCUUAGAAACGAGAUUAUGGCCGCGGGGUUGAGGGGAGCGCUUCCUACGCUCAGAGAACAUGCUGCAAUAGACGAACAGUUGCGUACACACGUGGUACUAUGGGAAGACAACUCUAAGUAA